CUCUCGCAUCCUCAACUACCUCCUUCCAUUUGUGGUCACCAUGUUCUGUGGUCGUCUGGGGAAUGAAGUGAUGGCUGGAUAUGGAUUAGCUUCUGCUACGAUUAAUGUGACGACUGCAGCGACAGGAUAUGGUCUGGCUUUAGCCUGUGAUACUCUGGUGUCUCAGACGUUUGGGGGUAAGAACCUGCUGCGUGUGGGAGUGAUCCUUCAGCGUGGCAUCAUCAUCCUCAUGUUGUUCUGUUUGCCGUGCUGGGCUCUGCUCAUCAACGCCCAGAUCAUCCUUUUACAGCUGGGCCAGGAGCCGGAGGUGGCCAGAAUAGCGCAGCUGUAUAUCACAGCUUUCCUUCCUGCUGUUCCUGCGAUGUUUCUGCAUCAUCUCCAGGUGUCGUAUCUGCAGAACCAGGGAAUAAUAACGCCACAGAUGUACGCAGCUGCGAUGGCCAACGUCGCUAAUGUGCUCACCAACUACGUGACUCUUCACUGGCUGGAUCUGGGAGUUCGUGGAUCAGCAGCAGCCAACGCUCUGUCUCAGGUUUACAUCUGUGUUUUUCUCUUUGCCUACAUUCGCUGGAAGAAUCUUCACGUGAACACGUGGGGAGGCUGGUCUGUGGAAUCACUGCAGGAGUGGGGCUCUUAUAUGAAGCUGGCCGUUCCCAGUACUCUGAUGAAGUGCUUUGAGUGGUGGGUUUAUGAGUUUGGGGGAUUCUUUGCAGGAAUGCUGAGUGAAGACGAGCUGGCAGCUCAACACGCUGUGAUCAUGGUGUCGUUCAUCACAUACAUGUUUCCUCUCGGACUUCAAGCUGCAGCUUGUGCUCGAGUGGGAAACGCUCUGGGAGCCGGAGACACAGCCAGAGCCGUCAUCAGCAGCAAAGUGUCCCUCAGUCUCGCAGGAAGCAUCGCCGUCGUUGAAGGUUUGGUGCUCGGCUCGACCAAAUCAGUGCUCGGCUUCAUCUUCACCUCUGACCUGAAGAUCAUCGCUCUUGUGUCUGACUUGAUGAACGUUUACUGUUUCCUUCAGUUCUUCGAUGGUCUUGUGUGUGUGUGCACCGGUAUUUUCCUGGGCACGGGCAAACAGAAGAUUCCAGCCGUGGCUAAUUUCCUCGGAUAUUACUGCGUGGGACUUUCACUCGGCGUUACGUUAAUGUUUGCAGCAAAGCUGCGAGUUUUAGGGUUUUGGCUUGGGCUCCUCGUUUGUGUCGUUCUACAAUCCACCUUCUACAUCAUUGUCAUCUUCAGGCUGAACUGGGAGAGAAUGACAGAGGAGGCGGUGACGCGGGCACAGAAAAACACUCGCGUGACUUUACUGAGCGCAGCUGACUCUGCAGGGAACAACGCUGCUGACCAAACAGCAGGUAAUGACCAUCCUGUGGAUGAAGAGGUGUUUGUGAGGAGUGAGUGUGAUAAUGGAAACACUGAGACACGCGGUGGACAUGUGGUGCUACAGCAGCAGCAGCAGCAGCAGACGGGCGGUCGUCUCUCCGGCGCUCAGCUGAUCCUCAGACGAGGCCUCACCGCGUUUGCAGCGCUCGCUCUUCUGGCCGCGGGAACGAGCGUGCACUUCCUGGUGCCUCUGCCGGAGACUCUGGCCUCGGAGGGCGGCGACAACGCAACGGAGUGGAUCAACUCCACGUUCACUCCCGAUCACAUUUAA
Solea solea (common sole) is the source of this 1651-nucleotide messenger RNA. RefSeq names its product multidrug and toxin extrusion protein 1-like. Gene Ontology annotation, molecular function: antiporter activity; xenobiotic transmembrane transporter activity. Gene Ontology annotation, biological process: xenobiotic detoxification by transmembrane export across the plasma membrane. Bases 41 to 1651 code for a protein of 536 amino acids. NCBI's taxonomy places the organism in Eukaryota, Metazoa, Chordata, Actinopteri, Pleuronectiformes, Soleidae. The transcript has 16 exons. Gene Ontology annotation, cellular component: membrane. The record is from RefSeq and is a predicted model, not a curated record.